Lodderomyces oxycetoniae is the source of this 2127-nucleotide messenger RNA. RefSeq names its product TFIIH/NER complex subunit. The transcript has a single exon. Gene Ontology annotation, cellular component: transcription factor TFIIH holo complex; transcription factor TFIIH core complex. Bases 1 to 2127 code for a protein of 708 amino acids. Gene Ontology annotation, biological process: transcription by RNA polymerase II; transcription by RNA polymerase I; nucleotide-excision repair. NCBI's taxonomy places the organism in Eukaryota, Fungi, Ascomycota, Pichiomycetes, Serinales, Debaryomycetaceae. The record is from RefSeq and is a predicted model, not a curated record.
AUGGACGUUGUACGAGGAGCGUGUUCUAAGGAUAAAGUUGGUGGGAUGGUUUAUAUCCGGGAGGACAUUGCGCCAUCGAUGUUAGAAUGGAAGGCCAUUGAUGAUGAUAAAAAUUCCAUAUCGAUACCUUUGAACACGCUUGUUAAUCUCCAAGCAACCAAGGAAACUGUACCGAAAAUGAUCUUGCAAAUCAGUUAUAAGUCAGACGACGGUGCUAAUGAGCCAGAUAAGAAGUUGAAGCUACAUUUUAAUAAUAGACCUACGAUGAAUAAUAUUAAAGAUGCCUUGCAAGCAAUUGUUGUUAGAUCAAGAACUAGGGUCGAAGGUUCGUCGAGCCCGACUCCGGCGCCAAACAAAGAAGUCGGGGCAAACUCGCUGGCUACUUUUUCGUCUGCUCAACUGAAUUUACCCUCAACUCCUUCCUCCUCCUCCUCCUCCUCAUUGUCGUCGUCCUCCUACUCUUCAUCAUCAUCAACAGCAGCAGCAGCGGGUGCAGGUGCAACAGUUUCUUCUUCUGCUUCCUUUUCUGGGUUUCCACAAGCGCUCUCAGAUGCUGAUCUAUUGAAAGAUUUCCAGCUACAACAACGACUACUAUUGGAGGACAGAAAUCUACGAAAUACAUUCACUAAAUCAGUAAUGAAUUUCAAACUAUCACCAACAAUUUUUUGGUCAAGUCGAAUUAACCAAUUGCGUACUUUUGCUAUAACUGUGUCGCAACAUAGAGGCCCCUAUAAUGUAUUGAGUACCAUAAAACCAGUGGCAACUUCAGAUAAUCAAGUCAAUGUGAAUGUUACACGUGAUACCAUAAAUGAGAUUUUUGAAAUAUAUCCAAUAAUUAAAAAAGCAUUUACUGAUUUGGUGCCACACAAGCUACUGGAGGGUGAAUUCUGGUCUCGUUUUUUUAACUCCAGAUUGUUUCGCAGGUUGAGAGGUGACAAAAUUGGAUUGAAUAGUGGGCGCGGCGACGUUGUGUUGGACAAGUAUUUAUAUAUGGAUGAGAAAAGUUUAACAAGAACUAAACCCAGCCAAAAUCAUGAAGAGAAAAGGGCACCAGAAAAUGGCAGCAACUCGCCAAAGAGACAAAAACUUGCCAAUGACACAGAAGAUGUUUCCAAGAAUGACAAUCCACGGAUUGAGAAAUUUCUCGAUUUAUUCGGUAAUGAGCAGGAUAAUUCUCAAAAAUUGGGAAAUAGACCCGAUAUGACUAUGAGGUAUGAAAAUGAUAAUGACGAUGAUGACGUGCUGAAAUUGCAAUCCAGUAAAAGGUCAUCGGGUAGGGAAAACGAAAUGAUCAUAUUAAUGAGGAAUAUGAAUAAAUUGUCUUCGAAGAUGAUGACCAUGAGUUCUAGUGACGGUGGAAGAGACUCAUUUCUGGAUGGUGUACAAGGUGAAAAAACAGUAGAUGGUUUAUCUGCUGCCGAAGUAAAUGAAUACGAAGAAGAAUUAAACUUGCAUGAUCUUAACGAAGUUGAGGAUGCCCAUUAUAUCAGAUUGAAUAUCAAUACAAAUAAUGUCCAAACCGCCAAUAUUGAAAAUGACACAAGCAAAGAAGAAGAAAAUCAAGUGAGCAACGAAGAAUUGAUGAGUUUUGCUCAAGAACAAUUCCAAAAACUAGCACAUGAAGGAAUAUUUGACCUAACCGAUACAUUUAGGGGCAAAAGCCAUGAAAUUGAAGAAACAUCAGCUAAAAUGUCCUUAUUAAUUAGGCAAAAUUUCAAAACAUUUAAGCUUUUAAAUAAAGAUGACCUAUCGAUCUCAAGCACAGCUGCUGCAUUUGGCAAGCAACCACAAAACAUUAUUCCCGAGAAAUUAGUACAAGAAAUCAUCUCUUAUAAUAUCACAGUUGUUGAGUUUUUAUCUCAUUUCUGGAAAUUGUUUCUCCAGGGGAAGAACCCGCAGCAAUUGAAGAAGAUAUUCACAAGUUUGAAAAACUGUUCCAAUCUGAUAAAAGAGUUCAAAAAGAGAGCUAUUUCGCAACUUGAAUCUAUUGACCUUGUUUCAAGAAAUGAAAAAUUGAAAGAAAAAGUAACAAAGGAUUUCUAUUCAUGUUUGGAGCCAAUGGAAGUAAGUUUAGAAAAUGCAUUAACCAAGUAUACCGAAGCCAUUCAAAGCUCAAACGGCAAUUGA